Molecule: messenger RNA, 3900 nt
Organism: Podarcis muralis (Common wall lizard)
Lineage: Eukaryota; Metazoa; Chordata; Lepidosauria; Squamata; Lacertidae
Gene: GRAMD1C
Product: GRAM domain containing 1C
Biological process (GO): intracellular sterol transport
Cellular component (GO): plasma membrane; endoplasmic reticulum membrane; endoplasmic reticulum-plasma membrane contact site
Molecular function (GO): cholesterol binding; cholesterol transfer activity
Source: RefSeq, a predicted model, not a curated record
CCACAUUGAUCAUUGAGGCUGGGAACACUGCAGAGCACACUAGUCUAACUGUUUAGUAGAAUACCACCCAUCCUUUUUUCUUCCCCUAUCUGACUGUGUGUUGUGUGGGCAUUUUUUAAAAAAAUGUGUCUACAAUUCAGUGACUUGGAGCCAGGGUUUCUAAGAUACUCUGCAAUGUGACCCUGAAUGGUUUGUUUCUCUUGUGUACCUGGUGAAGUUAUAGCAUUCUCUUAACUACUACUGUGUUUAGUUAAUCUGAAUCUUAACAAAAAUGAUUAUUGAUGUUGUGUUAUCUGGCAUAAAUGUUUCUGAAAAUUAGUUUAUUUGAUUCUACUGGGAAUGUUUUCCUGGUCUGAUUGAAGGCAAAAAAAUCUCACCUGCCCAAACACUGCACAGUUAAUCUGAUUUUUUUCAAAAUCUUUCUCCUUCAGCCUCUACAAGUAACAGGGGGGCUGAGCCAAAGACUGGGACAUAAUCACACUAAUGCCCAGGCCUCUGUCUGCCAUUAGCCCUCUGGAAGAGAGCCCUCUGCUUAGGAGACUAUCCUCUCCAGAGCAGCUCAGGGGAAAUGAAGAGGAACAGAAAAUGCAUAUCUCAAGCUCCACUUACAAAUAUAGGAAUGAGGAAUUUAAGAGACAAUUCUCGCACCUGCCAGAUUUGGAAAGGCUUGUAGUAGAUUAUGCCUGUGCUCUCCAGAAGGAUAUCCUCCUUCAAGGACGUCUGUAUCUUUCUGAAAACUGGCUUUGUUUCCACAGCAACAUCUUCCGAUGGGAGACCACAAUUUCUAUCGCCUUGAAGGACAUCACCUUCAUGACAAAAGAGAAGACAGCUCGGCUCAUCCCAAAUGCCAUCCAGAUAGCAACUGAAGGGGAGAAGUUUUUCUUUACUUCAUUCAGUGCCAGAGACAGAAGCUACCUCAAUAUCUUUAGAUUGUGGCAGAAUUCGUUGUUGGAGAAGAGACUGACCAAGCAAGAAUUCUGGCAGCUUGUACAGCAAAGCUAUGGCUCUGAGCUGGGCUUGAACACGGAAGAGAUGGAAAACAUUUAUUCUUCAUCAGAGGAGAAUGGACAGUCAAGAUCUAGCCUUUGUGACGAAUCUGGGGAUAAAGAGUCACCUAAAGCAGUUGGUGUAAUUCGAGAACCCAUUGCUCAGAUACUUGAAGUUGAAACGGAGUCUCUUAAUGGAAACAUAUGGACAGAAGGCCCUGAGUUAGAGGAAUUGCACUGUGAUAAACAGGACAGGAGGAGUUCCCUGCUUCCUUCAGAAAGGAAGCCAGCUGAUGUAGCACAACGCAAAUUCUCAAUACAGUCACCGGAUCUAAAUGAGAACUUCGCUCAAGAGAAGAGCAGUGCGUCAGAAAGCGACGAAGAAGAUGAGGAAACAUUCCCUGAGAGCGACCUCCAUGGAAAACUCUUUAUUAAUCGGGUUUUCCGCAUUGGUGCAGAUAGGCUGUUUGAAAUGCUUUUCACUAAUUCCCAUUUCAUGCAAAGAUAUUUCAGUACCAGAAACAUAACAGAUGCUGUAACAACCCCUUGGAACAGAGACAUUGGAGGCAAUCACUUGAGGACCAUGACUUACACUAUUGGGCUCAACAAUCCACUUGUUGGGAAAUUCACAACUGCAACAGAAAAGCAGGUCCUGCAUAAACGGAGCCACAAAGAUCAUUGCUAUCGGAUAGACACGGAGGUGGUGACACACGAUGUACCUUACCACGAUUACUUCUACACCGUGUAUAGUUAUUGUAUUGUUCGCAUGUCCAGCCAGAAGUGCAGACUACGGAUCUCCUCAGAUGUGAAGUACAGAAAGCAACCAUGGGGGCUUGUCAAGAAUAUAAUAGAGAAAAACACAUGGGGUGGGAUAGGAGAAAACUUUAAGCAACUUGAAUCGGAAUUGCUAAUGGAAGAAUAUGAAAUAAACAAAGCUGUAGAGGAUCCAGUGAAACUUGGUGUUUUGAGGAGGAGGAGGUGGACUUUACAAAGGAAUGUGGGAGAGAUACUUCCUAAACGUUCUUCACAGUACUCUUCGGGGGAGACAGGUGCACCUUCCCGUGGUGAUGGAGGACCAAAAAGGAAUGCUACAAAUAAGACCAUCACCAUCAUAGUGGUAAUGAGCAUCUUCUUGCUCCUACUGGUUUUGCUAAAUGUGACGUUGUUCCUCAAACUGUCCAAGAUUGAACAUGCAGCUCAGUCGUUUUACCGUGUUCAGCUUCAGGAAGAAGGAUCUGUAAAUUUAGCCUUUAAUGUGGCAUCAAGAGAAAAAACUCACCAGCAGGACAAAGAUCAAGUCCAGCAUGUGAAAGGAGUGCUGAGGGACUCCAUAGCAUUGCUUGAACAGCUGAAGAAUUCCCUUUCUAUGCUCCAAAGCAGCUUUGAUCACCUAAACAAGACCGACAGCAGGAAGCCUGAAAGCUGAUGUCACCAAAGGAGGAUGAAGAUAUUUUGUACUGAAUGUGGAGCUGCUUAUUUUUCUCACAUUUCUGCUCACAACCACUUGCACACCUUAGAAAUAUAUCUAUAAAAUGUGUUCGUUUUUAAAGCCAUUAGCCUGUGAAUUCUCCUGAUCCACUUGACAUCUUCUUGUGAGCAGUUUCCUGAACUGUGAAUACCUGGUGUGAAUGAGUAAGAACAUUGUGUGGUCUGGUAAUUAUGUGAUAUGCAAAUUGUAGGGGGAGAAUUCAGCAAGCAAUGUGAUCUGUAAAAAAAAUAUAUAAGUAAAUUGGACUCACAUCUGAUGAGAAAAUCAUUCACAUUAUGAAGGAUGCAGCAUAGAUUAUCUUGUGGAGGUUGUAACACCCAGAAGUUCUCCAUAUGGUAUUUUUCCAUAUUCAUGCAACAAUUAUUCAAAAGUAAGCAAUUUUAAAGGUCUGUACAUAUGUUCUAGAAAACUAUUUAUAAAUAUGAAUUUUGAACAUACUGAUUGUUUUGGUUGUGUGGGUCUUCUGCUGUACGAGUCAAAGCAAUUCUACCUCUUUCAACCACUGUCAUUUCAGCUCUCAAGAUUUCUCAGGAAUUGUCCUUAUAUGUCAGAGAAUUAAUACUCUGGUUUCUCUUCAGAUCGUAUAAAUCUUUCGCCUUUUAUAUGUCAGAGAAUUAUAUUCAAAAAAUGGCCAGUCCCUGAAUAUUUUUAAACGGCAACCAGUGCAUUAAUCUGACUGGCAUGUUGAGUCCAUUGAGACUUUUUCUGAUUUUAACAUUUUACAGUCUUCAGGCCUGGGAAUUCACUUAGUCUUUUGGUUGUGUUAUAUCUAUUUUGUAGCACAGACUAAGACCUUAACUGUGUGACAUGAGACGGGAAUCACCUUUAUCUGCGAGAGUUAAGAACAAGCUUGUAAGCCAUCGAAGAACAAUAGGCUUUCUAAACUUCUGGAAGAGUAGAACGAUGUAGAAUGGUAGUGUGGCACAAAUAAAAUUGUGCCUCAUUCUGGCUGUGCUGGAUAUGUCUGUCUAUUAAAUGGAACUGACCGUGUUUGUGACUUCUAUUUUGGGUUUUCCACUUGACGUUCAUCAAAAGUGCCUUUAUACUUGUUUGUAUAGGAAACCAGCUUUAGCAGAUGGACCUACCCAGGCUUAAAAAAAACCAAGAAGGAAGUACUGUUUAUGUACAGUGCAGACAGAAAUGUGUUGGGGCAAUUUGUGUCAAACUACUACAUGUUUUUGUAGUAUGUGUAUCUUUUUAAAAGCAUAGGCAUUGAAGUUAUAAAUUACUAGUCAGAUUAGAGAUAAAUGAAGGCCGUUUCUGUGAUGUCUCUUUACAUCUGAUGUCUUGUGUGCUUUUUGUACUUGAAAGGAACACCACAUUGAUAAUUUUAUAUGGUAAGAAAAUGAAGUUGAAGAUUCUGUAUAUAAUACCCGGAGAAUUAUGUUAACCUUUCUGUGAAUAAAUAUGAGAGGAUUCAUUAAA